Coccidioides posadasii C735 delta SOWgp is the source of this 1170-nucleotide messenger RNA. RefSeq lists its product as uncharacterized. The record is from RefSeq and is a predicted model, not a curated record. Lineage: Eukaryota; Fungi; Ascomycota; Eurotiomycetes; Onygenales; Onygenaceae. Gene Ontology annotation, molecular function: L-serine ammonia-lyase activity; pyridoxal phosphate binding; magnesium ion binding.
AUGACAGACCAAUCCCACUGGCUGCCACUCUCCGCCACCAACAUCCAGGCCGCCCACGCUGUGAUCCGACCCCACGUCCACACCACCCCUGUCCUGACCUGCCGCACUCUCAACCGCCUCGCAUCCACCCCGCAAUCCGCCGACUCCCUCCGCGGUACACCGUUCGAAGGACGCACGCCGGCCAGCCCCAAGAUCAAUUUGUUCUUCAAAUGUGAGAAUCUGCAGAAGAUCGGUGCCUUCAAGGCACGGGGCGCCUUCCACGCACUUCUGAGGCUAUGCGACUGUCUGGGCGUAGAGGAAGUAAGGAAGAGAGGAGUCGUGACGCAUAGUUCUGGAAACCAUGCCCAGGCCGUCGCUCUGGCCGCUGCUACCCUGCAAAUUCCCGCGUACAUCGUCAUGCCACGCAUCUCCACCCCCUCGAAGAUCGCCGGGACACAAUCCCACGGUGCAAAGGUGAUCUUCAGCGGGUCGACGAGCCAGGAGCGCGAAGAGGUCGUGAAACAUGUCAUUGACGACACGGGCGCCAUCCUUGUGCCGCCGUACGAUCAUCCGGAUAUAAUACUAGGUCAAGGGACUGUAGGGCUGGAGCUCGAACAGCAGGUGAAAGAACUGGUCCAGGACAACCCCGGAUUGAGCGUGCAUGUGGAUGUGGCGGGCAAAAAUGCCAUGCUGGAUGCCGUGAUCACGCCCCUGGGCGGCGGGGGAUUGAACUCCGGCGUCGCAACGUGGUUUUCUUCCGCCGAGAAGAGCGAAUCUUCCGGCAAAACCCUUGUUUUUGGCGCCGAGCCAUCGUAUCAGGGUGCUGAUGACUGCUGUCGCUCCCUCGCUGCCGGAGCCCUCAUCACGAGCGUCUCGUCGCUCACCAUAGCCGACGGUUUACGCACACCGGUCGGUGCCAUUCCUUGGUCUGUCAUCUCAAACCCAGAGAAGGUCCGAGGCGUGUACGCCGUAACAGAGGAGCAGAUAAAGGCCGCUAUGAGACUGGUGCUCGAGAGGAUGAAAGUGGUGGUGGAGCCCAGUGCCGUUGUAGGGUUGGCGGUUAUUCUGUUCAACGAAGACUUCAGGGCGUUGGUGGAGAAAGAGUCGGGCAAGGAAGGCUGGGAUAUUGGCGUGGUGUUCAGCGGGGGAAAUACCAGUGUCGAGGCGAUUCGAGAGCUAUUUUCUACUUAA